Messenger RNA from Ostrinia furnacalis (Asian corn borer), 2993 nucleotides. RefSeq names its product glutamate receptor ionotropic, kainate 3. The record is from RefSeq and is a predicted model, not a curated record. The coding region runs from base 224 to 2923 and encodes 899 amino acids. NCBI's taxonomy places the organism in Eukaryota, Metazoa, Arthropoda, Insecta, Lepidoptera, Crambidae. Gene Ontology annotation, molecular function: ligand-gated monoatomic ion channel activity; signaling receptor activity. Gene Ontology annotation, biological process: monoatomic ion transport. The transcript has 18 exons. Gene Ontology annotation, cellular component: membrane.
GCGCCGUCGUCCAAACACAUUACUGACGGUCGCGCGGUCGGUCACUCACAACAUUACGCCGGUUUUAUACAUCACUAACUCUAAACUGAACUUCGGAUAAUUACAAUGACGCCGCCGAAACAUAAACUAAUUAAGGUUUAUUGGCACUAACCGAACGCGAAUUUGACGGUGAUUAACUGUGGUUAAAAGUUGAUCGGUUAUGGAUAUGAAAUGAUCGGAUACGAUGGGUGCGAAGAUUUUGUGUUUUGUAGUAGUGGCAGCAGCUUAUGUUUUUGCAGAGGAUUUACGGAUUGGGGGUAUCUUCUACGAAGAUGCAGAGGACCUGAAAGAGGCGUUCACUCUCAGCGCUAAGCUAGCCAACUUCACGCCUACAAUCAAGGAGGUCUCCAAGAGAGGGGAGAUCCUCGAAGUGAGGACGCACGUCUGCGAGCUUGCUGACGAAGGCGUGAUAGGAAUAAUAGAUGGCGUUGGAGGCCGAGGGAGCGAGAUCAUCCAGUCUCUCUGCGAUAUCAUGGAGCUGCCGCACGUGUUGCUUCGGUACGACUUCACGUAUCCCAACGACUGGUCGCUUUUGAACUUGUACCCCAGCCCAGAAGUUUAUAAUAACGUGGUAGAACAGUUAGUACUGCAGAAGCAGUGGAAAAACUUCACGCUGCUGUACAUACGAGGACGCAGUUUGUUCCGACUGCACAGCUUGCUGCAAAUGGGCAACGACACAGACAGGUUGACCAUUGGGGUGAGGGAGCUCAGCGGGAGCGAUUAUAGGGACGUCCUAAUAAACGCUAAAGACAAUGGCUACGUGAACUUCAUAGUAGACUGCCCUUCGAGACACCUGGAGCAGUUACUCCGGCAAGCUCAGCAAGUCGGGCUUAUGGCUGAUGAGCACUCCUACAUCAUAUUAUCACCGGAUUUGUUCACCUUGGACAUGGAACGGUAUAGGUACGGUGGAGUUAACAUGACUGGUUUUAGGCUAAUGGAUUUGAAGACAAGCGAGAACCUUUGGGAAUUCACCAAUCAUUAUAACGCUGAGACUGGGAAAACGCUCCAACCUGAACAGUUGAAAACAGAACUGCUGUUAGUGUAUGACGCUAUGAAGGUAUUCGAGGCUGCAUUGAAAAAGCUUCAAACUCUCACAGUGCAGUCGUUGAAAUGUGAAGACUUCGAAGCCUGGACAUACGGGUCAUCUUUACAGAAUUUUAUGAAGACGAAUAAGGUGGAAGGUUUAACAAGAACUUUAUUAUUUAACGGACUGGGAGAUCGAACUGACGUUACCUUUGAUGUGCUGGAGUUGACGUCAUCGGGUAACCAAACGAUUGGAACAUGGAAAGCGAAUAUUCUAGAAAUUACACGUCCUAAAAUACCUGAUGGUGAGCUGACAGAGAACACUGCCCUUACAAACAAGACGCUGAAAGUAUUAAUUACGACGACAGGUCCAUACGGCUAUUUAAAAGACUCUGAACACAAUUUGGUCGGGAACGACAGGUACGAAGGGUUCUCAAUUGAUCUAAUUGCGAAGAUCGCCGAAAUCUUGGGAUUCAGUUAUGAAUUCGAAGUCGAAGAGGACAAUGGAAAGAUUGUCAAUGGGAAAUGGACCGGCAUGCCUCGGAAACUAAUGAACGACGAUGCCGACCUAGCUAUUUGCGACUUCACGAUCACCGCUCUGCGUCAAAGUGUGAUAGACUUUUCUACUCCGUUUAUGAGUUUAGGUAUUGGAAUAUUGUAUAAACAGCCCAGCAAGCAACCGCCCGAGAUGUUUUCCUUCAUGGCAGUCUUCUCUAAAGAGGUAUGGUAUUACAUGGUCCUAAUCCAACUCCUACUGGGCUGUGUAAUGAUAUUCGUGGGUAGGAUAUCCCACAAGGAGUGGCAGAACCUCGUCCCCUGCAUUGAAUCGCCUGAGGAGUUGAGCAACCAAUUCAGCUUCGCCAACUCCGUGUGGCUUAUUAUUGGAUCCGUCAUGCAGCAAGGUUCCGAGAUCGCGCCCAUUGCUGUAGCUCCUCGAAUGAUCACUAGUAUCUGGUGGUUUUUCACCAUGGUCAUGGUGGCUUCGUACGUUGGUACUUUGGUCGCUUUCCUCACGGUAGAGAAGAAUGUCCUACCCUUCCAGAAUGUGGAAGAACUUUUUAAACACAAGUCUAUAUCAUAUGGCGCGAAAGAAGGGGGUUCUACUCACGAAUUUUUUGUGCAAUCGAAACAUGAAAUAUACAAGAAAAUGAAUCAGAAAAUGACUGCUAAGGGUUGGCUUGUUCAAAGCAAUCAAGACGGUGUGAACUUAGUAGAAAACAGUACUUAUGCAUUUUUCAUGGAAUCGACUUCCAUAGAAUACACCAAACAAAGACACUGUGAUUUGCUUCAAAUCGGCGGAUUACUCGACUCCAAAAGUUAUGGGAUUGGCAUGAAGAAAAAUUCAACGCUUAAAGUUCAUAUUGACCGCGCGCUGUUGAUGUUGAAGGAGAGGGGGGAGAUAAAAAAGUUGAAGGAUCUUUGGUGGAAUGACAGGAGAGGGGGAGGAAAUUGUGACAAUGAAGUCGCUGCAGAAGAAAAGCAGUUGGGCAUGAAGAAUAUGCUGGGAGCAUUCGUGGUGCUGGGUGUGGGCUGCUUGAUUGGGCUCUUCAUAUCCACCUUGGACAUGCUUUGGGGUGUCUUCAAACGCUCCGUCAAAUAUGGCACAACCUUCAAAUACGAGUUGGUAGAAGAACUCAAGUUCGCACUCAAGUUUAGUGGAGACGUGAAACCAGUUAAGCGGCCUGAGAAGACGGACGGUAGUCAAGAAGCUUUAGCCGAAGCUGAAAAGAAGGAUGAAAUCAAGUCUUUGAAAUCCCUUUCACGAAGGUCCACUUCGACGCACAAGUCCCAUCACUCCCACAGUUCUAGGCAUUCGCCAAGAGAUCUGAGUGUCGCUUUUGCUAAAAGAAGAGAAUAUUAGUAAGUUUAAUUAUGUUGAUGUUUAUUUUCCUAUUUAAUUUCAUAAAUAGUAAGUAUCUAAGUGAUUUUAG